Molecule: messenger RNA, 3936 nt
Organism: Xenopus tropicalis (tropical clawed frog)
Lineage: Eukaryota; Metazoa; Chordata; Amphibia; Anura; Pipidae
Product: serine/threonine-protein phosphatase 6 regulatory ankyrin repeat subunit B
Exons: 5
Coding region: 1552-2256 (234 amino acids)
Biological process (GO): negative regulation of DNA-templated transcription; protein ubiquitination; intracellular signal transduction
Source: RefSeq, a predicted model, not a curated record
GCACAGCGAUGCCCCUCAGCCCAUUAGGUGCCAGGGCUGCAUCCCGUCAGGCAGUCAGUGCGGAGUGGGAGGCGCAGGCGCAGUAAGCGCUGUUGUCAGCACCCCGGAGAGCGGCUACGGACUGCGCCCAAGGCACAAGGGGGAGGCGAGGGGACAGUGUGGGGCUGGCGGCACCGUCCGAACCGGACCAGGAGGACUAACCGGAUUCCCUGCCGUGUUCUCUAUCCAAAUGUCUCCCGGAGAGCCAGCCUGGGAGGUACUAUGGGCAGGGUAAGGGCAGUAGGGGCGGCUGCUUUGUAUUAGCCCAGUCUGUGUGCCACUUGCCCAUAGCCCAGUCUGUGUGCCCCCCUUGCCCAUUAGCAGCGGGUCCCCUUUACACAUUACAUGGGCGGCUGCUUUGUGUUAGCCCAGUCUUUGUGCCCCAGUUGCCCAUAGACCAGUCUUUGUGCCCCAAUUGCCCAUAGGCCAGUCUUUGUGCCCCAAUUGCCCAUAGCCCAGUCUUUGUGCCCCAGUUGCCCAUAGGCCAGUCUUUGUGCCCCAAUUGCCCAUAGCCCAAUCUGUGUGCCCCCCUUGCCCAUUGCCCAGUCUGUGUGCCCCCCUUGCCCAAUAGCAGUGGGUACCCCUUACACCUUACAUAGGGGCGGCUGCUUUGUAUUAGCCCAGUCUAUGUGCCCCCCUUGCCCAAUAUCAGCGGGUCUCCUUUACACCUUACAUAGGGGCGGCUGCUUUGUAUUAGCCCAGUAUAUGUGCCCCCCUUGCCCAUUGCCCAGUCUGUGUGCCCCCCUUGCCCAAUAUCAGCGGGUCUCCUUUACACCUUACAUAGGGGCGGCUGCUUUGUGUUAGCCCUGUCUUUGUGCCCCAAUUGCCCAUAGCCCAGUCUGUGUGCCCCCCUUGCCCAUUGCCCAGUCUGUGUGCCCCCCUUGCCCAAUAUCAGCGUGUCCCCCUUACACCGUACAUAGGGGCGGCUGCUUUGUGUUAGCCCAGUGUGUGUGCCCCCCUUGCCCAAUAUCAGCGUGUCCCCCUUACACCGUACAUAGGGGCGGCUGCUUUGUGUUAGCCCAGUGUGUGUGCCCCCCUUGCCCAAUAUCAGCGGGUCCCCCUUACACCGUACAUAGGGGCGGCUGCUUUGUGUUAGCCCAGUGUGUGUGCCCCCCUUGCCCAUAGCCCAGUGUGUGUGCCCCCCUUGCCCAUAGCCCAGUGUGUGUGCCCCCCUUGCCCAUUAGCAGUGGGUACCCCUUACACCUUGCAUAGUGGCGGAUGGGUGCAGCACAGUAGCUAUGCCCUGGGCCAGUCCCUAGCUAUGCCCCAUAGCCUGUGUGCAGGGGGGAGGCCAGGGAACGUGUAUAAGUGCCCCCAGCACUGCCAGUAAUGCCGCCAGCGACAGAACAAUAAGAGACGCCUCUAAGCUCAGUUCCAUGGCUGCAAGGCUGCAAGAGCCAGUUGCCCCAGAGAGGAGCUAAGCCACAGCCUGGCACCUGAGAAUGGCCGUGCCCAAGCAGGACAGAGCCUUAGUAUGAUGUCACGCCGUGAGUGUCUAUCUCCCUGAGACAGAUGGGUUUCUACAUCAGCUCCCUGUCGAGGUCUCCCUGCACCAAGACCCAGGUGAGACAUUAUCAAGUGGCCCCCAGUUACAACUACAAGUGGACAGACAUACACUAUGAGGCCAGCAGAGGGAACGUGGAGAAGCUGCGCGUGCUACUCAGCACCACAGACAAGGAGCUGGUUGACAGGAAAGAUUAUUAUGGAAAAACACCGCUGUACUGGGCUGCAUAUAAAGGCCAACGCCUUGCCAUGGAGUUAUUGCUGCACUACGGGGCCAACGUAAACAGCUGCUGUAAGCACGGCGGGACCCCGCUCCAUGCUGCCAUUGGUUUGUUCCCAGACUGUGCCCUUUUACUUAUACAGCAUGGAGCUGAUGUCAACCUGCAGGAUAACUGGGGGGUCACUCCGAUGUAUCUGGCUGCCUGCAGUGGGCAAACGGAGUGUAUACGGCUCUUAGUGCAGGCCGGAGCGGACAUCACCUACAAGAACAAGAAAACAGGAUUACCUCCCAAACGCCUUGCUUCCCAAGUUGGGUUCAUUGCCUGGAUAGAGUCUUGCUCGCGGCAGCCUCGCUCUCUGAAGCAUCUUAGUCGGCAGCGGAUCCGCGCCACUCUGGGACCCCAGCGCCUCCGAGCCGUUAGGACUUUCAACUUGCCUGAAUCCCUGAAGUGCUACCUUAUGUUUGAGGACCUGGUACUGCAGGAACCCGUUUAGCACUGGCUGUUGUAUAUAUCACUGCCUCCCACGCAGUAUAAAAUGCCUCCAGGGAUUUGUAACUAUGCAGGGAUGACUGAUACCUACCCCCAUUGGUAGGGAAGCUUUUUGUAAUGCUGACUAUUGGAGUCCCAUAGACCCACCAUGUACAAGCAAGGAGCACAGCCACCACCAUGGGAAGACAGACUUGGGGGUACUAAGUGCCCUAUGGGAUAAUGAAUUGUUCCUAAUUGGGGUGAUAAUGGAAGAUGAUCUUCCAACCACACAAGCCACUGCAGUGAAGCCUGUAGAACCUGCGGAACCUCUUGGGCUGCCUCUGCCAACUACACAGUCAGCUUCAAUACAAAGUCAUUGCCUUUUACUUCAUGAACCUAAACUAUAAUAUGGACCAUUAUGAAUGGAUUUCCCAGCACUUAUUUAUCCCAUGUAAUAACUGGUUUGUGCCAGGUGAGAAUAAUAUACGGCAGUAAAGGGAAACAAGCGUAUUGAAUGAUCAGUGGCGUAUCAAUAACAGUAACGGAUCACAUGACUAAGAAGGUGAAUGGAACGGUCCCACGAUUACUCUGCUCUACCCCUGCACCCACCAGGUCUGGGCUGGGAUUCAAAAUAGCCCCUGGUAUUUCAAGUACACAGAAGCCCAAACAGCCCCCCAGCAGCCCAAUAAAUAGUGACUGUCUAUGGCAUCUUACAGAACCCACAGAUUGCCAGUCCAGGCCUGGCACCCACUACCCCCUGAGUGGUCCACAAUCCCCUAUGUGGGUAGGGCCCAGAAUGCAACAUUAUGUCCCUGUGCAUACAUUUUUAUAGGGUUACCACCUGUCCAGUUUUGAACCAGGCAGUGUGGUUUUCAUGCAACGUCAUUGCUCCACAGGGUCGGACUGGGAAAAAUCCCGGUGGGCUCUAGUGGGCCCCAGCCACCCAGACCCAACCCUUGCCGGCACUCCCCCUGCCCGACCGCUCCUAAUUUACGCGCUCGGGGGAGGACGUUGGGUGGGAGGCCCUGCGAGGGUGGUUAGGGCGGCCCCUCCGGGGAGGGGGAAUAGAAGACGCAGCUGGCGGGGGCACCUGUAGGGCCCCUGGGGCGGGAGCCCCGUUGGGCCCUUCACCCCCCAGUCCGACCCUGUUGCUCCACCCCCCUGAAAUCACCUUCCCUAUUCCUAUGUCGCUGUCUGGAUUCAACAGGGUCGGAGGGCAGCAACCCUAGCUGUACAUUGCUCUCUUUGGGGUUGCUAUGUUAUAGAGGGAUAUAUGUUCAUUAAUGUCAAUGAGUCAGUGAGCUGCAGGGAUUUGGCCUCGUAAAAAUUUUUAACCCCUGCUAUCAAACAUUUUAAAGAGACAUUUAACAGAUACUGACCUCAAGAAUAAUUUACACUAGGUAGAUUCAAUAUAGCACUUACCUGUAUUUGUAUCAUCAUGUAAAUAUUAAGCUAAGAGUUUGUAUAUUCACCCCAUAUUGGCAUGGGUUCCCUCCGGGGGCUGUGAUUGGCUCCUACAAUCCAAAAACAAAAAGCAAAGGUUAAAUUGGCUCCUGGUAAAACUAACCAUGAUUCACGUGUAUGGGAUAGGGACCUUAGAGUGUAAGCUCCACAGCAGCAGGGACUGAUGGGAAUGAUGUAUAAUCUUUGCAAAGCGCUACAGAGUAUGUUGGCGCUAUAUAAAUAAAGGAUGAUAAUAACCUGA